Molecule: messenger RNA, 1230 nt
Organism: Penicillium mononematosum
Lineage: Eukaryota; Fungi; Ascomycota; Eurotiomycetes; Eurotiales; Aspergillaceae
Product: cytochrome P450
Exons: 5
Coding region: 1-1230 (409 amino acids)
Molecular function (GO): heme binding; monooxygenase activity; oxidoreductase activity, acting on paired donors, with incorporation or reduction of molecular oxygen
Source: RefSeq, a predicted model, not a curated record
AUGCAAAAAUACUCUCCUCGGUUUCGCUCCUAUCGCAAGGCCAUGCAUCCGUACAUUGGAUCAGAGUCGGCUGCGGCUCAGUUUAAUCCUCUGCAAGAGAUGGAAACCCACCGUUUUCUGUUCCGCGUUCUUGAAGACCAGACGAAGCUUAUAGAGCACAUUCAGACAGAGGCUGGUGCAGUCAUUCUUAAAAUUGCAUACGGGUAUACCAUCGAAUCGCACAAGCGUGAUCCGUUGGUGCACAUUGCAAAUCUGGCCCUCGAUCAUUUUUCUAAGGCCAGUACACCGGGUACCUGGCUGGUUGAUAUUAUUCCAGCUCUAAAACACGUCCCGUCCUGGCUUCCCGGAGCAAGUUUCAAGCGCACUGCUCAGGAAUGGAGGAAGAACGUGACGGCUGUCGCAGAAAAGCCAUAUGCAUUCACACGUCGGCAGACAGAAAAGGGUCACUUCCAGCCGUCUUAUCUCUCUAACCUGUUUAGGACAACAGGGUGUCCUGCACCCGGUUCGGAAGAUGAGUUUGUUGCCAAACUGACCGCUGCAUCACUUUACACAGGUGGUGCUGAUACCACCGUUUGUGCUAUAGAAAUCUUUUUCCUUGCGAUGACGCUGCAUCCCGAGGUCCAAGUUAAAGCUCAAGAAGAGAUCGAUCGGGUUUUGGGGCCCUGUCAGCUCCCAACAGUCGCCGAUCGCUCUCGCUUGCCGUAUAUCGACGCUGUGGUGAAAGAGGUUCUGCGAUGGCAUCCGGUCGGACCUAUGGGUAUUCCCCACGCAUCGAGUGAAGAUGAUACCUGGGGAGAAUAUUUUAUUCCAAAGGGGUCGUUGGUUCUGCCUAACAUGUGGGCUAUGACGCAUGAUCCUACCGUUUACCAUGAUCCUAUGGUAUUCAAACCAGAGCGCUUUCUGGGGAUUGAUGGACGUGAGCCCGAGUUCGAUCCUCAUGAUCUUGUCUUUGGAUUUGGGCGUCGCAUCUGUCCGGCGCGUAUCUUGGCAGAUACUACAUUGUAUCUGAGUGCAGCGCAAUCUCUUGCUGUCUUUAAUAUAAGGAAAGCCGUCGAGGAUGGGAAGGAAGUUGAUGUUCAACCAGAAUUCCAGCCUGGGGUCAUCAGUCAUCCUGUGCCUUGGAAGUUCCAUAUCGAACCUCGCAGUGUGGCUCAUGAAUCUGUUAUUCGUUCGGUAGAGAAGAAACAUCCAUGGGAGGCAAGCAAUGCACCAGACCUGGAAGGCAUUUAA